Molecule: messenger RNA, 918 nt
Organism: Trichoderma atroviride IMI 206040
Lineage: Eukaryota; Fungi; Ascomycota; Sordariomycetes; Hypocreales; Hypocreaceae
Source: RefSeq, a predicted model, not a curated record
AUGGAAAUUGGACCCGACUUCGCAAGAGAAGACAUCAGCUCUCUGCUCUUUCAACGCCUGGAGAACGUACUCGCUCUAUCUUCUCGAGCGGCCUCGACCUUUCGUGCACUGAUCUGCAAGGGUCUCUACUACGACGAACAGAGACACACGAUUGGGCUGAUAUACUCCUUCCCACAGGGGCCUCUUCAGGGUGCAUUGGCCAAGGAGGUGAAGCCAAGGGUGUUGCAGCUCGCAGAGGUGCUGAGAAGAUACGGAGAUCCAGUCGACUACGAGCGGAACAUCAUUGUCAGCAUUGACGAGCGGCUCCGUCUUGCUUACAAUCUUGCCAUGGCGGUAUUCGAAUUCCACAAAAUCCGCUGGCUUCACAAGAACAUCUCUUCUUACAACAUCAUCUUCUUUGACACUGAGGCUGACGACGACCAAGAUGCCGACGAUGACGACAAAGAAUCCCGACCCCCCCGCAAGAUCAGCCUGGCAUCGCCGUUCCUCAUAGGCUUCUCCCACAGCCGCCCCGACGAGGCCUCCAUGUACUCCAACAAACUCUACGGCAGCGACGAACUCCUCUAUGCCUUCCACCACCCCAACUACGGCGGUGUGGAUGGCAAGUUUACCCCUUAUCGCACCGAGUACGACUACUACAGCCUGGGGCUCGUUCUGCUGGAGAUUGGCCUCUGGUGGCCCUUGGAGGCCAUCAUGGGCGAGGAGCUCUCUCGGGAGGAGAAGCGGAUGCAGAUUCUGAGCAGAUCCGUGCCGUUCCUGGCCGGGUCGAUGGGCGAGUCCUACGCUGAGGUGGUCAAGGCCUGUUUGUCUGAUGGGGAAGAUGGUCUCCGUCGAGCUGGUAGCAGUGUGGACGAGAACUUUGAAAGGCUUGUGGUAACGCCGUUGGAGCGUCUCUUGGGUAAUAUGGUGAAUUUGUAA